AGUGACAGCGCCCCUAGUGGUGUAAAUUAAGUUCUUAAAAAACCACACCUUGCAGGGAGGCCGCACCGUUAAACAAGUAAACAGCUAGGUCUUAUCAGCACCAAUCAGCGACAACACUCCCAGAACUGCAGGUUGUUAUGUCAUCCUUUGAAGGUAAGAUGAAAUUGGAGGAGUACUUCCAAAGGAUUGGCUUCGAUGGCCCUUGUGAUAAAAUGGAUCUCGCAACCCUGAUGUUGGUCCACAAGCUGCACGUCAUGUCGAUCCCUUUUGAAAACCUCAGCAUUCACUGUGGAGAGUGGAUCACCAUGGACCUGGAGGUUAUUUUUAAUAAGCUAGUGAGAAGCAGUCGUGGGGGCUGGUGUCUUGAGAACAAUUACCUGUUUGGAUGGGUGCUGAGAGAAAUGGGCUUCGAUGCCACAACACUGAGCUCCAGAGCGUUCAACAGUAUCAUCAAUGACUUUGGUGCUCUUGAUUCUCACCUCAUUCACAAAGUUAUCAUUGAUGGGAAGGCUUAUAUAGCUGAUGUAAGCUUUGGAGUGUCGUCACAGAUAUGGGAGCCACUGGAGCUAAUCUCUGGAAAGGACCAACCGCAGGCAGCAGGGGUGUUUCGUCUUGUCCAUGAGGGGGAAAUUUGGGUCCUGGAGAAGACUGGCAGGAAACCAGAGGUUCUGAAUCCAGAAUUUGCCAAAUCCAGCCUGGUGAACAGGAAGGAGACUAAGCAGAUCUACUGUUUUACCCUGGAGCCUCGACAGGUUGAUCAUUUCAUUGACAAAAGCCAGAGACUCCAGAAAGACCCUGCCUCCCUCUUUACCAACAAGUCCAUCUGCUCCUUGCAAACACCAACAGGAUUCAAAGCUCUGAUUGGCUGGACCUACAGUGAGGUCACCUACAAACUUGAGGAAGGGGUGGAUGUGUUGGACAUGAGGAAUGUAACAGAGGAUGAGAUUGAUGUGGUCCUGAAGGAGCAGUUUAAUGUAAAGCUGCAGAACAAACUAAAGCCUGUGUGCAACAAAACAUUUUAUACACUUUGAAAACACUCCUAAAAUUAUAGACAUCUUGGUUUUGCACACCUAAAUCCACUUAUUAGCAAUGCAAAAUUACAGUAAUUCUAAAUUUUAUAAAAUGAUCAAUGUUUUAGGAGUAACUGAGUCAGUUAUGGGUGUUACACCAUAAAAUAAGAACAAUAAUAAUAUAAUGUGUAAUUUUAUAGAUUUUAUUAUUUUCUGUGUUGUAAAGUGGACCAACGUUCUUAGUAUGUAUUUCUUUUGGAGAGUUUAUAUGUUGUACUCCUGCUGUAUUGUCAUGCUCAGAUUGUGAGGGCUGUUCACUUUGUAUUUUUAUUAUCUCCAAGGCUACUGAUACCUGUUGAUAAUUGUGCCAAAAAGAAUCAUGUUCUGAGAUGGCACAUAUAGCUUUGUGUAACAAGUGAUUGCCCAAGUCCUUCUGACAAUCAAGAAGUGAUAGUCUUAAUACUUGUGUGGACCCACAAUGUCAAUGUUUAGUCUAAAACAACUGCUAGAAUGGGUAACCUUAAGCUAAACUGUGAUGUUUACCUCAUGUGUACAACUCAUCUUUAAACUUUUUUUAAAUAAAGUUUAAUUUCACAUGUUUAA
Messenger RNA from Girardinichthys multiradiatus, 1613 nucleotides. Its product is annotated as arylamine N-acetyltransferase, pineal gland isozyme NAT-10-like. Lineage: Eukaryota; Metazoa; Chordata; Actinopteri; Cyprinodontiformes; Goodeidae. The transcript is spliced from 2 exons. Bases 138 to 1031 code for a protein of 297 amino acids. Gene Ontology annotation, molecular function: acetyltransferase activity. The record is from RefSeq and is a predicted model, not a curated record.